This is a messenger RNA of Sapajus apella (tufted capuchin), 247 nucleotides long. RefSeq names its product beta-defensin 4A-like. Gene Ontology annotation, biological process: defense response to bacterium; cell chemotaxis. The record is from RefSeq and is a predicted model, not a curated record. Gene Ontology annotation, cellular component: extracellular region. NCBI's taxonomy places the organism in Eukaryota, Metazoa, Chordata, Mammalia, Primates, Cebidae. The annotation marks the transcript as partial. Gene Ontology annotation, molecular function: chemoattractant activity; CCR6 chemokine receptor binding. The transcript has a single exon.
UUUCCUGUUAGGUGUUUUUGGUCAUAUAAAUAAUCCUGUCAGCUGCGUAAAGAGCGGUGGGGUAUGCCUCCCGAUAUAUUGCCCUAAUGGCUUUAAACAACUCGGCACCUGUGGUCUCCCUGGAACAAAGUGCUGCAAGAAGAAUUGAGGAGGCCGAGAAGCUUCUGUGGCUGAUGUGGAUUCAGAAGGGGCUCCCUCAGCAGAGACGUGUGACAUGUAAACCAAAUUAAACAAAUGUUCAAAGACA